GGAGUGGCCAUUUGCCGACUCCAUUUACGACUGUGUACGUGGCCGUGUGUUUCGUUUGAUAUGUAUCCGUGGUGUGUAGGGUGCGUAAUGGAAGGGAACUUCUCGACACCACGGAUCAUGCAUUCGAUAUUCUCGACACCGGAGACCAUGAGUCCCGAGAUGCACAUGCGCUUGGCAGAACCGUUUCCUCCUUGUGCGAAAUCCGUGAGGCACUUCAACGGCGUGACUUCGAUCCACGGAGCCACCAGAGAGGACUUCGAAGAGGACCUGUGGAUGAUCGUUGUCCCGUGCAUGGAUGAACAUCUUGACGGUUGGCACGAUGUCAAUUGGGCCGCGAUGGAGAGUCGAUGCCCUUGGGCCAGCCAGUACAAGUUCGCCAACAUGUUGGAGUUUGGAGACCUCAUCACGCUGCCUGACGCUGUCCUCGGACACAAGUUCCUGAGCCGUAUGCGUAGAACAAUGAGUUGCAUUAGCCGCCAUUUCAGUCGCCUAGAGUGUCACUACGUCAUGUCGUCGCCACGCACGUGGACAGGCUCGCGAAAACAAGAGUUGCAGGACUACGCUCGUCACUGCUCGUUCCUGGAGCACUACCCGCUCCAUUGCCCUGGUCUUUCUCCACAAGCUGUGUCUUACUGUUGUGUGAGGUUGACUGUAUCCCGAACCGAUUUCGCCAGAGUGCUGUGUGUCGCCACUUGUAACAAAAGUAGGAAACUUGUCGAUGCAGUUGUGCUUGUGUCACGAAACGAGGUGGGUGAGGAACGCGGUCGCUUCGAUGACAGCGAGGAGGAAGAAGAGGAGGACACGCGAGUUUCGCCGCAUAGACUCGGAGAUCGCGGGACGCUGAGAAUUCCGGGGGCUGCGAGAGGGGCAACGGUCGUCGAGCAGCUGUCGAUGUCGGGUGGCGGUCGCGCCUUGGGGUCGGAGGACAGGACAGUUGGCGUCGUUUCCGGUGGGGAGGGAGGGGAACAACAGUCUACACAAAAGAGAAGGGGAGGUUCUGAGGGGGAGGCGCCGGGAGCUAAAAAGAAGCAGAAGACAAAGACCCUACAACAGUCAGGGGGGAAAAGGAAGGGAGCUGAGGGGCAUGUCGGCGCGUCGAGUCAAAAGGGCCCGGCCUCGGCUCAGAAGCUAACCCAGUCGGCCCCUUUCCAGCCCAGAGGUGUCAUCGACAUCGACGCCGCAUACUUCGUGGAAUGGAAAAACGGCAUGCGAACAAAGCGGGAGUUCGCCAUUAACCCGUCGCAAGUCAUCGACAUCGGCGAGUGGGAGGCGGCAUACAACCAGCGUUCCUUGGAUCCCGUGCAAAUACAGGCCAUUAUUGACACAAUGACGACGGCCUACUCUCAGACCGAGAAGACUUACGAGCUGCCGACACUAAAGCUCGCACCUCUGGGGCUGGUUAAACCGACGCCCGGGGUGCGGGCGGAUCGUCUGAAGCCAGAGGACUGGAAGGACGAGCUGGCAGGGCAAUACUACUACUACGCUGUGGCGGGCCAGCAUAACGCGGCUACGGCCAGGGCGCUACUUGACACCGAUGUGGCGGCGCAGGUGGAGGCAUGGCGAAGAUUUUGUGCGAAGGCGCUCCAUAGGACGUCGUACAAUCACUUGUGGACUCUCGCCGAUGACAAGACCGAGCAAGGAAUCAAGAAACAGAACGCUGCCCUUCGAUCCUAUUUUCCGCUCGCGAUGGCAGGGAAAAGCGCAUGGGAAGCCGAGAUGGAAUUUUUCGACAGAUGGGAAACGGGCAGACUGCUGGCACCAGAAGGAGCGAAGUGGAUCGCGAAGAAGAAGAAGAUGCAGGGCCUCAAGCCAGGUGUGAGCCACAUCGAAAACGAGAAGGACGGGCGAAAGGUAGUCGUCUACAAUGUCCCCAUCGAAGGGCCACAAAAGAAAGGCAAGAAGGAAAAAGAGCCAGGCGACUGGUUCGUCCAGGUCACCGACCCGGAUCCGCACUGCUGGAAGAGUAUGGAGGCCCUUACCGACAAUGAGAAAUGCCAGUUGUUGAAGAAGGUUAUCAACUGCGAGGUGGUCUGGGUGCAGACAGGGUCCUCCGCGUUGGCGAAGCAAGGGAAGCUGGGGAUGCACGAGGCCGUGCAACUAGUGAAGUGCGAUCGCAUAUUGGUGCGGUUGUGGAACUACUACCAGUUCAAGCAUGAGAACCGGCCAGACAGUGACUGGACCACUAAGUACCCCUUCCUGAAAAAACGAGAGGCGAUUUUGGCAAAGUUUGAAGGGCAGGGGCUGGAUGCAGCGUUGUGGGACGGGAGCAGGAAACUUGUCAGUGACUCCUCCUUGUUCAAGGACUAUCCGCCCUACAUGGGUUGCGAGAACGACAAGUCGAUCAAGGCGACAAAAAAGCUAGUCCAAAACAAGAAGUUACCCAUCGACUGGAAGAACAAGGUCCUCUCCGUGUUGACCGACAGCAGUUCGAAAAGCAUGGAAGUCGCGCUGGCCGAAGGGAUGGUGCACAUUCUGUGGAACGACUCGAAGGACGUCACAUCUAUUGCCCCGUUCGACGUCGACCCUCUGGAUGCGCAGAUGAAGGUCGUGGAGUUGGAGAGGGCGGUCGGAAUCACGAGAUGCCACACGUGCGUUCUCGACUUGUGCGAACAGGUGGACAUCAAACAGUGGACAACUAAAGUCUUCGAGAGUUUGAAUGCCCUCCUGGAGCACUUGUUCCCCUCGCACUGGAUAGUAGUCGCGUUCGUCCCCCGUGAGCACGACUACUACUUCAUGACCAACCUACACCAUCUGUCCGUCGUGAAGGCAAUGGCCGGGAAGUGGGUGAGGAGGACGCAACAAAAGAAAAGUUUCAGUGUCGGCCACAACUUGUACUCCUUGGACGACCGCAUGUACAUCCUUUUCAAAGGCGACGACUUGCGGGAGAACACAUCUGUUGUCUACGACGCGAGGUUGGCGGCGGGUGAUGCUGUCGCGGCGGGGGCACAUCAGAAAGUGACUCCCACUGAGAUAUCCGAGAUGCCGUUUGACGCUUGUGAAUGGCCCGUCGUGAUACAUGGGCGUGAUCCCGUGGUGUACAAGGGCCAUGAGUGGAACCCCACGCAAUUCGCCCAUCUGCUGGAAUUCCUUUGCAAGAAGGGGGAGGGCAUCAUGUUCCUCGGGAAAGCGCACGCACAAGUCGUGUGGGAGGUUUUGAAGGGUGGUCGCAACGUCAUUGCGUUGGAGGGGAAUUCAGAGUGGUUGCAAUUCACGUUGGAUUUCCUGAAAACCGCGGUCAACUCGGGAGCAUAUCACUGUGAGUUCAUUACGAAGAGUGAGAAGCCGAGACGCGUUUGGGAUCCUUCGACAGACAUGUGGUUCAAGCUAAGCGCCCGAAAAAGGAGCAGGAUCUACGAGUUCCUCUUCUUGGAGAAGCGGCCUGCGAGGGGCACCGACAUCGAGUACAUGCGCCUCAAGGAACACAUGUUGGCGCUGCUAGAUAACUAUUACGGCGCCACGCGCCUGAACGCGAAGAACUUCCUGGACCGACUGGAGUUAUUGUACUUUGUCGAAUCCGAGCCGGUCCUGAGGCUCGAGAGUUACGGUGCCUUGAUCGACGCCGACGAAGAGUCCUUCACCGGUGUUGUCUUCGACACCGGUGCACCUGAGGAGGAUAGCGACACCGAGGAAAUUAACAUCGACUACCGCCUUGCUCCGGUGCUCCCAUCCCCGGCCUCCUCGUUGACGAGUCCCUCAACAAACCGGCCCUCACAAGCGACGCCCGUGCGGAGGACCCCUAGUAAGCUGUUGGCGAGAUUGACACCUCGGCCUGCUGCGCCUCCUCCUCUGCGUCCAGGGUGUCAAGUCCCCCUGCAACAUCCUUCUCGGAAGGAUGAGAAUAUCCACUUUGAAGGGCAGGACCACACACAUUCCACGGAGGCAGACUGGGGUCAUGACAUGAUUUGGCACCCGGGGACGAUCCAGCCCGCAAAUUGGAAGGGGGAGUGGGUCAUGGCCAUAGUCGACACUGACGGGGAAUGGAAGCCGUCCGAGCGCCUGGCCAAGUCCGACUACUUGGAUAUCGCGAGGAGUGCUGUGGUGGACAAAGUGACGUCAGAGAACAGCAACCUGCAGCCCGCCGACCCGGCCAUCAUUGCCACUGCUGAUCGCUUGUUUCGGGAACUUCAUGACAAGCAGUGGUUGGAACUAUCUGACGAUUUCUACGACCUCGAGACGAGCCCUUCGAAGAAAAAGGUGAACUGGAAAGUACCCCCGUUGACAGGGACCCAGGGUAGUGUGGGAGGAGGGCCUCCGAGCCCCCUGGGGCCGGAGGGGGGGGAGGCAGUGGCCACGAGGAAGGAGGUGGCGGAGGCAGUGGCCAUACGACAUCAGGGGGAAGCGCGCCGGCAUCAUCGCCUGCCCCUGGCGGUCAGGGCAGGAUCGCGCACAGCGGCGCGACGCUGCCGGCCCUUGGACAAGGCCGAUCUGCGGAGUCACAGAGAGAUAGCUGGUGCAGCGUCGUCCGCCUUCCUUGCGACGAAGUCCGCCGGUAUCCGUACUUCGUUCGUGACGUUCCUGUCGUCGGAGGAGGCAGGGACGGAGGAAGGUGCUACGUCUGUUCAUAGAGACGACCGCUCCUUGGGAUCCGCCUUGAUGCGGCUGCAAGGAGCCGAGUCGUGUGAGACUGACGGGGGGGAAGAAUGGAUGGAAGUCGAGGGCGAGGAAGAAGGGGGAGGAUGGGAGGAGGGGGGAGAAGGAGACGAAGGGCGAGAGAAGGAGUUGAUUACAUUGCGCGACGGGGAAGACGGUGAAGAAGGAGGACUCAAUAUUACAAACGAGGAAAGGGUGGAUGCCGGAGACGAGGAUGUAUGUGGGGAGACAUCUGAUUCGUUCGGUCUGGUGUACGCCAGACCAGGUGAAGGUGAUAUCGACGACGACGCGAUGACGAUGGAGAUGGAGACGCAGGUGGUUAGUGGCCUUUCCGUGGACCACGAAGAAUAUGACGCCCACCACCUGGCCACGACGGUGCAUCCCCCUGACGGUCGCGACGAGGCUAUCAUGACAGUGAGCCUGGCGAAAACAAUUCGCCGUCUUAGCGUCAAUGAGGUCAUCGAUAGCAUACUGGGCGACGUGCAAGCUAAAACACUUUCAUCCACCCCGUCAAAAGACGAUGCCCUUCUCAGCAACGAAACUUUCGCGACCGGGGACUUGGCGCUCAUCCAGCCGUGCUUUCCGGUACCCUGGUCACCGCUCACAGGAGGAAGGGGGGGGGUUGUUGGGGGCCGCCAGCACGUCACGUCCCCGAAAAAGUGCAGGGUAGGCACUCCGGCCCUGGCUGUCCUCGCCUUACCAGCGCCCACGUUGCCGACGAAGGAGCGGAAAGAAAAACAAGCUGGUAAGCAUUGACGAUCGUCGCGAUGUCAGCACUACCGCAUUUCGGGAUUGUCGACGCUGUCUGUCAACCCCCUUGUCGGUUUAUGCCCCACGUUAGAUGGACAAAAUUCCGCUUCACUUGUCAGCGAGGACCAAUUGGCCUCUUGUUCUUUAACACACCGUCACGCUUUAUUCUGCGACCGCUCAUCCGUUCCUCCCUCUACAAGUCCUCUGUCGCCGUCUCGACUUUCUAUCUCUGGCCGACACCUGUAGUGCGGAUACCGACAGACUACAAGACAGACCGUCCGAUAAACGAUUUCCGUAGCG
Chara braunii is the source of this 5640-nucleotide messenger RNA. The record is from the annotation of a GenBank genome assembly. NCBI's taxonomy places the organism in Eukaryota, Viridiplantae, Streptophyta, Charophyceae, Charales, Characeae.